Ananas comosus (pineapple) is the source of this 1743-nucleotide messenger RNA. Its product is annotated as hydroxycinnamoyltransferase 1-like. The record is from RefSeq and is a predicted model, not a curated record. NCBI's taxonomy places the organism in Eukaryota, Viridiplantae, Streptophyta, Magnoliopsida, Poales, Bromeliaceae. Gene Ontology annotation, molecular function: acyltransferase activity, transferring groups other than amino-acyl groups. The transcript is spliced from 2 exons. The coding region runs from base 237 to 1562 and encodes 441 amino acids.
CCCGGUGCCCUUCGCUCACCAGCUCUCCACCAAGAGCUAAUUAUUGUUGUUGUGUCCUCUACCCGCAUUUGUUGUUAUUUAUUAUCAUUGUUCAUCAUACAUUUAUUGCAAAAAAAAAAUUUGCAAAGAAACCCUCCAAUUUUUCCUUUCUCCGAUUCUCCUUCUCCUCCAUCUUCUUCUCCGACUCAUCUUGAAUCUUUAAAAAAAAAAAAAAGAUCGAGGUGCGGAGGUCGACGAUGGUGAAGCCCGCGGGGGCGACGCCGCGGCGGAGGCUCUGGAACUCGAAUCUGGACCUGGUGGUGCCGCGGUUCCACACCCCGAGCGUCUACUUCUACCGGCGCGGCGGCGGCGGCUGCGAGGCGGAGGGGGCAGGGGCGGGGUCGGAGGCGGUGGGGUUCUUCGAGGCGGAGAGGAUGCGGGCGGCGCUGGCGCAGGCGCUGGUGGAGCUCUACCCGAUGGCGGGGCGGCUGGCGCGCGACGAGGACGGGCGCGUGGAGAUCGACUGCAACGGCGAGGGCGUGCUCUUCGUCGAGGCCGACGCCCCCGACGCCGCCGUCGACGACUUCGGCGACUUCGCCCCCACCAUGGAGCUCGCCCGCCUCGUCCCCAAGGUCGACUACACCGACGAAUCCUCCUUCCCCCUCCUCGUCCUCCAGGUGACUUAUUUUAAGUGCGGCGGUGUCGCCCUCGGGGUGGGGGUGCAGCACCACGCGGCGGAUGGCUUCUCGGCGCUCCGCGUCAUCAACUCAUGGGCAGACCUCACCCGCGGCGCACCCAUCACCUUCCGCCCCUACAUCGACCGCACGCUGCUCCGCGCCCGCGACCCCCCCACCCCCAAAUUCCCCCACAUCGAGUACCAGCCCCCGCCGUCGAUGCCGCAGGCCGUUGUGCCAUCCCCCGCCGAGCCCCCGAAGACCCCUCCGGCCGCCGUCGACAUCUUCAAGCUGCCCCGGGCGACCCUCGACCUCCUCCGCUCCACACUCCCCGCGGGCUCCCCGCGGUUCAGCAGCUACACCCUCCUCGCCGCGCACGUCUGGCGGUGCGCCUGCCUCGCCCGUGGCCUUCCCGCCGAUCAGCUCACCAAGAUGUACAUCGCCACCGACGGGCGCCAGCGCCUGCAGCCACCGCUUCCCGAGGGGUACUUUGGAAACGUGAUCUUCACCGCAACCCCGAUCGCCGCCGCAGGGGACGUGAUCGGGACCGACGAAUCGAAGCUGGCGACCGCAGCGCAGAGGAUACACGCGGCGCUGGCGCGGAUGGACGAUGAGUACGUGCGGUCGGCGCUGGACUACCUGGAGCUGCAGCCGGACCUGUCGGCGCUGGUGCGGGGGGCGCACACGUUCCGGUGCCCGAACAUCGGGCUGACGAGCUGGGUGCGGUUGCCGAUCCACGACGCCGACUUCGGGUGGGGCCGGCCCGUGUUCAUGGGCCCCGGGGGGAUACCCUACGAGGGGCUCGCGUUCGUGCUGCCGAGCGCGAAUGGCGACGGCAGCCUCUCCGUCGCCAUCUCGCUGCAGGCCGAGCAUAUGGAGAAGUUCCGAAAGCUCAUCUUUGAGAUUUGAAAAUUUGAAAAAAAUUUGAAAAAGGGAGGGAAGGGAACUUAGAUGCAAUUUUUAAAACACUUUGUUAUAUUUUUGUUUUUUUGUUUUUUUUUGUUUAUAACUUGAUAUGCUUGUAUGGAUAAAGGACUCUCUAAGGAGUUAAUAUUACAAAGGAUAAUGUUUUUUUUUUUUUUAAUCUGAA